This is a messenger RNA of Durio zibethinus, 1748 nucleotides long. Lineage: Eukaryota; Viridiplantae; Streptophyta; Magnoliopsida; Malvales; Malvaceae. The record is from RefSeq and is a predicted model, not a curated record.
AUGGAAGGCAAGAAGCACUUGCUCUCCGUUGUGAUUUCUGUUAUUUUACAGCUUUUUGUUGUUAGUGGUGCAGUUGAGGUGUCCUCCGGUGGGAGAAAAGGGACAUGGAAACUACUACAACAAAAUACAGGGGUAGUGGCCAUGCACAUGGCUUUAACAUAUCGUAACACUGUUAUUAUGUUUGAUCAAACUGCUGCAGGCCCCUCCCAACACAGGCUUCCUCGGCGCUACAAUGGGAAAAGGUGCACUCGUUCCCGAGAAGAUUUAGAAGAUUGGUCGUGCUAUGCUCAUUCGGUUGAGUACGACGUAGAUGGUAAUAAGUUGAGGUCACUAAGGCUUGAUACCGAUCCCUGGUGCUCCUCGGGUUCGUUCCUCAGCAAUGGCACACUUCUGCAGACUGGUGGGUACGGUAGUGGUUCUAAAAAAAUACGAUACUUCAAUCCUUGUAGUGAUCAUCAAUGCAAUUGGAAGCAAUCAAAACAGAUGGUAUGCUUCCAAUCAGUUACUCCAGAGAAAGAUAGAGUUAUUAUUGUAGGUGGAACUCAUGGAAGGAAUGCCUUUAGUUAUGAAUUUGUGCCCAAAUUGCACUCCAGUGACAGAUCUUUUAAUCUUACAUUUUUGCGCAACACUAAUGACCCGAAUGCUAGGGGAAACAACCUCUAUCCUUUCCUCCACCUUUCUUCAGAUGGUAACUUAUUCAUUUUUGCCAACCGUGACUCGAUCCUUUUCAAUUAUAGACGAAACAAGGUGAUCAAGACGUUUCCCCGGAUUCCAGGAGGUGGUUCAAGAAACUACCCAAGCUCAGGGUCAUCAGUAAUUCUCCCGUUGGACCAAAAAGACAGGUUCCAAAAAGUGGUCAUGGUGUGCGGAGGUGGAGCCUCUGGAGCUUACGAAGCAGCAGCAAGAGGAACAUUCCUCAAGGCACUGACCUCCUGCGGUAGAAUGGUCAUCUCAGGGUACAGACACAUGUGGAAGAUGGAAAACAUGCCGGGACCCCGAAUCAUGCAUGACAUGUUGGUCCUCCCAACAGGCCGUAUACUGAUCAUCAAUGGUGCCAAACGUGGUUGUGCCGGAUGGAAAAACGCAGUAUCUCCUUCUCUCCAGCCUUACCUCUACAAUCCAAAGAAAACUCUAGGCAGAAGAUUUUCAGUCCUGAAAUCAACCAAGAUUGCGAGAAUGUAUCACUCAUCAGCUCUUCUUUUACCUAAUGGGGGAGUCUUGGUUGCUGGUGGCAAUCCUAAUAACAGGUACACUUUCAGAAACGUGUCCUACCCAACCGAGCUAAGGUUACAAGCAUUUAUCCCUCACUAUAUGGAUCGGCAAUACCAUCACUUGAGGCCAGUUAAUGUGUCAAUAGAGUACAGUAGCAAUCCAUAUCGCAUUGCAUAUGGAGAAGAGUUCAUUGUUCAGUUCAGGCUGGAAAGAAGGCCAAUCAUGGAAGUGGAAUAUAGCGUCUAUGCACCGCCAUUCACGACGCAUUCCAUUUCAAUGAAUCAAAGACUGCUGAAACUGAGGUCCAAGAACACGGUGAGGGAUGCAGGUGGUUGGAUGACUGCAGUUUUGGAGGCUCCUCCAUGUCCAAACGUGGCACCCCCUGGUUACUAUUUGCUUACUGUUGUGAACGGAGGCAUCCCCAGCUUAUCUCAAUGGAUUCGAUUCAUCCAUGCUUGAUCUUUUCUCAUACUAUGUCUUCAUUUAUCAAAAUAAAAAAAUCUUUUGAUUUGCUGAAAAACAAAAUAUUGUCUUUG